Molecule: messenger RNA, 4359 nt
Organism: Triplophysa dalaica
Lineage: Eukaryota; Metazoa; Chordata; Actinopteri; Cypriniformes; Nemacheilidae
Gene: npnta
Product: nephronectin a
Exons: 14
Coding region: 182-2056 (624 amino acids)
Cellular component (GO): membrane
Molecular function (GO): calcium ion binding
Source: RefSeq, a predicted model, not a curated record
CGGCACGGGUCACUAUCGGAGGAGCGCACCGCAGACAGAGGUACCGCUAAACUCUCAUAGACGAACAGCUGUGUAUGUGUCCUGCUGGACUCGCUGUUAAUCCUUCAGUAGGUUCGGAUCUAGCAGUCAUUAUCAUCCCGACGCUGGAGACCUGCGGAGACGUUUGGAUAUACUGCGGCAUAUGAGCGUGGGAAUGUGGAUGAUAAAGUUCGCGUUGAUUUGGACCUGCUGGUUCGGAGUACGCGCCGAUUUCGAUAGCAGGUGGCCCAGGCAGAUGGCCUCAUCCAACGGGCUGUGCCGAUACGGCGGCCGCUUCGACUGCUGCUGGGGUUGGACGCGCGUCUCCUGGGGCCAGUGCCAGCCUCUCUACAUCUUAACCCGCAGAGUAAUCGGGAUAAGGUGCCAACCCCAAGCGGUUUGUCAGCACGGAUGUAAACAUGGAGAAUGUGUGGGAACCAACAAGUGCAAGUGUCAUCCAGGUUAUACAGGAAAAACAUGUAACCAAGAAGAGCAGGGCUAUAUUAGCCCCCCAAUAUGGCACCCUCCUGUUUUUGUUCCAAUGGACCACCAGCCGCUGGCGGUGCCCUCAGAGGAUCUGAACGAGUGUGGCCUGAAGCCCCGGCCCUGCAAACACAGGUGCAUGAACACAUACGGCAGCUACAAAUGCUACUGCCUUAACGGAUACAUGCUGCUACCAGACGGGAGCUGUGGAAAUGCCCGGACAUGCGGCAUGGCAAACUGCCAGUACGGCUGUGAAGUAAUGAAAGGAGAGGUUCGCUGCCAAUGCCCUUCGCCAGGUCUACAGCUGGCUCCAGAUGGCAGGACAUGCGUAGAUGUGGAUGAGUGCGCCACAGGUCACGCUGUUUGUCCUCGCUUCCGGAAGUGCAUCAACACCUUUGGAAGUUACAUUUGCAAGUGCCACGACGGCUAUGACCUGCAGUACAUCAACGGGAAAUAUCAGUGCACAGAUGUGAAUGAAUGCUCUUCAGGUCAACAUCAGUGUAGUCCGUAUGCCACCUGCUACAACACACCCGGUUCUUACAAGUGCAAGUGUAAAGAUAACUACAGAGGCAUGGGCUUCGACUGCAAACCCAUCCCAAAAGUGGUCAUCGACCCUCCACGACCAGGAAACAACAACAAGGGUGGCAACAAAAUCCCAGAUUCAGACCACAAGAGGCCCACCACAACAAAGAGACCACCAGUGACGGCCAAACGGAUAUCACCUACUACAACAACCACCAGAACUCCCCCAACUAAAAAAAUCCCUACAGCCAUUACACACAGACCCCUCAUUCCAACCCGCAGACCACCAGUGCUGGUGACCCCUAAACCAAAGAUUCCUACCCGUCUGCCCCCCACCACAACCACCACGAAAGCCCCGGUGGUCACAACAGUGGUCCCUAUCAUCCCGACACGCAGACCCCCCAUACCACCGGUCACCCCAGUCGACAACAACAUCAAAGACAAUGCGCAGAAACAAAGAGGUGAUGUGCACAUACCACGAAAUGAGGGGCAGAACAACAUGUUUGGUAUCGAUAUAGACAUUGAACUUGGAAACACAGAAGAAGAGGUAAAGGACGAUCCAGACAGUGGAUAUCUUAGCUGCUCUUUUGAUCACGGACUCUGUGGAUGGAUCCAGCGUAGAGAGGGAGACCUUCACUGGGAGACGACAGAAGACUCGUCUGGUGGGCGGUACCUGACGAUCUCUGAGGGCGGGGAGAAGCGGGGUGGGCGUGGCGCUCAGCUGAUACUCCCCCUGACUCCGCCCUGGAACGAGGGUAACCUGUGCCUGGCGUUCCAUCAUAAGAUGGCAGGCCAUCACGUGGGCAUGCUGCAGGUGUUCGUACAGAAGGGCCGACAGCACAGUCCCGCAGUCUGGGGUCGAACGGGAGGAGACGGCUGGAGAUCCACACAGAUCACCAUUUGGGGAAAUGGACUAGAAAGUAUUAUAGUAAAGGGUGAACGACGGAGGGGUCGUACGGGUGAAAUAACUCUGGAUGACAUGAGUCUGAGAAAAGGUUCAUGUCAGGAAGAACACAACCUGAGGAGACUUUAACCCCAGUCACAGAGACUUUUAACCCUGGCUUUACUGUUCUUAACAGGACUCUAGGAUAAGGGACACCCCACCGAGCGGGGACAUACCGUACGGUCACGGGCACACUUCCUCUGACCUUCAUGGGUUCCUUCAGAGUGCAUGUUCCAGUUGCCCAUCAAAGUUGUUCUACGUUCAGGUUAAACACAUAACCUAAUGUCAAUUCAUAGGCUAACACGAAAGGUCUAAUACACCAUGGGUUCCUUCAGGAUCCUCGGAUGGGUUUUUAUUUAUGAGUAAAAAAAGAUCUGAAUUUAUCAUUACCUGAAGAUAGUGAGAUUUUGUUUUACAAUAGAAAUGACAAAAUGUGGUGGAUGAAUUUUAAAACUCAUUUCAGUUCUUAUAUGACUAAAGGCUUUCAAAAAACCCAUUAGAGAUUCAAGUGGGAACUCAAGUGUCAAAGAGUUUUACGGCUAUAAACUGAACAGAUAAGUGCUUCAAUUGGAAAAGAUGCCUAAAGAAAAUGUACUUUUGUAAAGUUUAAUUUUGUAAAUGUAGGAUUUAUCUCCCACUUCUAUUUCCGGUGUUAAACCAUUAUACAGAUGUUGCCAUCCCAUAGUAAAUGUUACACAAUCAUCUGCAUAUAGUACGUCCAAUGUUCUCUCACGACCGCUUUUAGAACAGCCCUCAAAACUGUACAGUUCGGCUUAAAUUUGUUAGCCAAGUUAUCUGCGUGGCGAAUUUCUUUUUGGUGUAUUAUUGUAAAUGUAUUCAUAAAUGUGUAUAUAUAAAUAUAUUUCAAAUAUGCUUUGUAGGUGCAUUCAUAUGUGUAUUGAUCAUGUAAGUGAUGCAGGAAAAGGUUUACACAAUCUGACUAUUUUGUUCACAUAUAUUGUUAAAUACAAACCAGUAAACUGAAUUUCUUAAUGGCUGUAUCAGCCAUUCUGUAUUAUUAGCCUAUCACACCCAUGGUUACCCUUUAAAGAAUGUAUGUUAAAUAGGAAAGUAUUUGGUUAAAGGGGUCAUAUUGCGCGAAUACGUGUUUUUCUGUGUCUUUGGUGUGUUAUAAAUGGCCCAUGCAUGUUUUAGACACGUAAAAUUGCAAAAAUUUAAGUAAAAGCGAAUGCUCAACCAGACCUGCCGGAAACGCCUCGUUUAACUGCACCCCCACAAAUCUACAUCAGUUUGUGGUAUGCAUUAACUAAAGCUCGGAGUAUAGUUCCCUUUUCACGCGUAUGCUAGGGACAGUAUACAGUGCCCGUGACGCAAAUUUUGUCAUUUAAAUAGUAUGCCCAUCGCCGAAAUUGUGUUACCUCGCAUACAAAGUCACACAGGUAGCGCAUGUGCUUUCCAUUUCUUGCAGUAACCACCAGGCGGCAACAGUGUCCUGGGAGUAUCAAUUCAAGGUAGUUGAUGAAAAUAUGACCCCUGUAGGCCAGUAGAAAUAUUGCCAUAUGUCAUGAUGUGCAUGCGUCAAAACCCGUGUGUACGCCACAGGUUUAAGACCGCCAAAAUGUAUACUAAAGUAAGGUGGGCUUACCUGUCAGAAAAAUUGCUUUGGAAGCGGAUGUUCCAAAUAUUGUAAGAGAUGGUACAUUUCCAGCACACGCUUGCAGUAUUCGACCAAUCACUACGCACUGGUUAACUGGCCAAUCACAGCACACUUAGCUUUUUCAGAGCUAUGAGCUUUGUAAAAAAUCGACACGUUUCAGAGAAGCGGGGCAAAGAGGAAGGUACGCAUACAUACAUGCACGGUAUGUGGAAAAUACAGCAACUUUUAACAUUAAAUCUUGUAUACACAUUGCAUUAAAUCUGAAACAAAUGAUCAUAUUGGUUUUAGCCAUGUCGUAUGACCCCUUUAAACAUAAAUGAAAUGACUCGACAUUAAAUGAUGUAAACAUAAAAUGUGUUUCCCGUUUACAUUUAUUAGAAAUUUAAUACUUCGAAGUUCCAGACUGACUUGCAGGAAAGGUUAAAUAAAUGUAAAUAAUGUACUUCAUAGUACCUUACAAUAGAAAGUAAAGGGUACUUGAUAAUAAAGUUGCAUAGUAAGAAAAUCUAAGUUUCUAUUUUUAUGUCCUCAAAGCAAUUCAGGUAACACAAAUACAAUGUACAAAUCUAUUUGAUAGACGGUUUCAUUUAAAGCAUGCGCCUGGCCCGAAGUUAACUUCCGGUCUGUUUGUUGAUUGGCUAAUAAUAUUACUAUUUAUAUUUAAUUUAUAUUAAACUUAAUUUGUAUUCAUAUUUGAUUGUAUAAAAAUUGUAUUAAAUAAACAAUUUGUUGAAUUUGAAUGUGUUGAUUUUUAUUAAAUAAACAAUUUGCUGAA